CUGAAGCACCUCAGAGCUCCGACCUCCAAGUUCUCCUCCACCGCCACCGCCCUCAUCGCACCCCGGCUCACCUUUUCAUCCCACCCACCCCCUUCGCUGUUCAGUGGUGUCCUGCGCGCCUGCAAACCUGCCUGGUGAUUUAGUAAACUGCUCCCCGCUCCUGUUCCUGUUCCUGCUCCUGCUCCUCCUCCUCCUCCACCUCCUCCUGCCAGCUCUCGCUCACGCCUCCUCUUCCAGUCGGGGCACCCAGACUUCGCAAAGCGCAGCGCCUGCCGCCUGCAGCGCCACGGGGCAGCCCAGCGCAUCGCGCUCCCAGCUCCUUCUGGCCGCAGCCAGGGGGCACGGGCGCUGGCAAAGGACGCUCGAGGGCCCAACGCCCCUGGACUCAGCGUGCUCCAGAGCUGGGUGUUGAGAGAAGCUGUGCUUUCAUAAAGCUCGGGAGAGAACGGAGCGCGUUCGGUGUGAGACUUGGGGAGCCAGCGGGACGCCCUAGGUCGCCCAGUACGACGCGACUGCACGCACCGUCCACAAGGAACCCUCCAUUCAGAAGAAAUGCUGUGGUGCUUCCUUUUACCCCAUACAAAAUGGAACAUAAGAAACUACAAAGCUGAACAAACUACAAUCUUCUUAUAAAUGAGAGGCACUGAAGUCUGAGCAGUUUCCAGCUGAGGGAAAAUAACCAAUAGCUUCUCCACAGUGUAGAUCAAAGCAGGGAAAACAUGAAUAUCACUAACUGUACCACAGAAGCCAGUGUGGCUGUGAGACCCAAGACCGUCACUGAGAAGAUGCUCAUUUCCAUGACUCUGGUGACCAUCACCACCCUGACCAUGUUGUUGAAUUUGGCCGUGAUCAUGGCCAUCUGUACCACCAAGAAGCUCCACCAGCCUGCCAACUACCUGAUCUGUUCUCUGGCCGUGACGGACCUCCUGGUGGCAGUGCUCGUCAUGCCCCUGAGCAUCAUGUACAUUGCCAUGGAAAGCUGGAAACUAGGGUACUUCAUCUGUGAGGUGUGGCUGAGUGUGGACAUGACCUGCUGCACCUGCUCCAUCCUCCAUCUCUGUGUGAUUGCCCUGGACAGGUACUGGGCCAUCACUAAUGCUAUUGAAUAUGCCAGGAAGAGGACGGCCAAGAGGGCUGGGCUGAUGAUCCUCACCGUCUGGACCAUCUCCAUCUUCAUCUCCAUGCCCCCUCUGUUCUGGAGGAGCCACCGCCAGCUGAGCCCACGCCCUAGUCAGUGCACAAUCCAGCAUGACCAUGUCAUCUACACCAUUUACUCCACACUGGGGGCAUUUUAUAUCCCCUUGACUUUGAUACUUAUUCUGUAUUACCGUAUUUAUCAUGCAGCCAAGAGCCUUUACCAGAAAAGAGGAUCAAGCCGGCACUUAAGCAACAGAAGCACAGAUAGCCAAAAUUCUUUUGCGAGUUGUAAACUUACACAGACUUUCUGUGUGUCUGAUUUCUCCACCUCAGACCCUACCACAGAGUUUGAGAAGAUCCACACCUCUAUCAGGAUCCCUUCCUUCGACAAUGAUCUAGAUCACCCUGGAGAACGGCAGCAAAUCUCUAGCACCAGGGAGCGCAAGGCAGCACGAAUCCUAGGACUGAUUUUGGGUGCAUUCAUUUUGUCAUGGCUGCCAUUUUUCAUCAAAGAGUUGAUUGUAGGUCUGAGCAUCUAUACAGUGUCCUCUGAAGUGGCUGAUUUUUUGACGUGGCUCGGUUAUGUUAAUUCUCUGAUCAACCCUCUGCUCUACACAAGUUUUAAUGAAGACUUUAAGCUGGCUUUUAAAAAGCUCAUUAAGUGCCGAGAACAUACUUAGAUUGCAAAAAGCCAAAAAGCAUCACUUUUACCAGCCUUGUGAGUGGACAAGGGUAAGGGGUGCAACUUACCAAUUUGUGAACAUAGUUGGUUCAGGAAAUUUUGUGAAGUAGUGUGGUCUUUUUGUUUGUUUUGUUCUGUUUUGUUUGAGGUUUGUUAUUUGGUGUGCCGUUUUCUACCUCUGGUUUUAUUGUGGUACAUGAUUUCAAAUAAACAUUAUCAUAUAAAGACAGAAAUUUCAUAGAAAUAAUAAUAAGGUGAAAUAGUAACUACUUUUUUUAGCCAUUUCAGUUAAUCCUGCAAUUAAAGAAUGCCAAAAUAAAUCUUCAUUUGCAGAAUUUCUUAUUACUUAUAAAUCAAAUACCUGAUAAGUUACCUUCGUGUGGCAUUAAACCUGGGGUCAUGGCUCCAUAUUUGUGCAAAUUUUAGUGGGAACUGCAUGACUCCAUAAAGCAUUUUUUAAAAAGUGAUGUGCUGCCAUCUGCUUGCAGACCUGAACCAAAGUCAUUUACUGUGACUACAUCCUUUUAGGUGCAAAUAGUACAGCUGAUGUAUCCUUUUUAGUUCAUGAUUAAAUACGCUUCCUUAUUCUCUAAAGAGAACCUGGAAUGAAUCCUCUGCUUUCCUGGGUCUUUAACUAUGAACAUGAAACAUAAACAAAUACAAAAUAACCUAAAUAUACUUCGGUCCAUGUGUUGCUAUACUACCUGACAGGCACACUGGACUUCCUCCUAUUCGGAGAAGUGUCCCCCUAAGCCUCGCACACACUCCCUCAUGCUGACAGGAUUCAGGUGGGAGUACAAGCAGUUUCACAGGGUGGGGUGAUCAAAUGAAGGAAUAUAUUAUCUGAAGAACUGUGCUGGAGAAUGCUACUCAUUAAAUUACCAGUGUGCACUUGGAAAAACAAAAGUUGAACAUCUGUGCUUACACCCAUCAAGGAGAUGAGUGUGAAAUUGUGACCCCUGGAACCUCUGUGGCUUCCAUGCCAGACUGCACCCUGGGGCCAGGAGGCUACAGAUGGGACCUGAGGCCACACGCGCCUCUCCUCAGCUGGGGUGACUGCUCUAGUCACGAGGAGGAGCUUACCGCUAAGUCACGAGUGAUGACAGAAGGGAAUGAAAGUUUGUAAAUGCUUGUGCACUCUCAAGUCAGUGACUGUUCUACACCUCUGCUCCUCAUCUCAGCCACAGCUUCUCCUCAUCUCUUCACCCUCCAAGGGUCAUAUCUCUUCUUGGUUUACAGAGAAGACCUGCAGUUGCUCCCUCUCCACCUCCAUGUUUUUGCCUUAAAUCUAAGCUCUCUAACCUUUUCUGUAAUCUUGCACCUCUCUCCUUUGCCCCCAACUUCUUUCCCCCAUACCUCUCCUCCCUCACUUCCCCCCUCCCUACCUCCCAUCCCUUCCUCUCCCCACUCUUCUUGAAUCUCACCUUUUCAUUUGCUCAAGUCCCUUGGACACUAGUGUAUACUUCCCCUGACCCUGCUUCCCACUCAAGCUCCUGCUUCGUCUCUCUCCUGUCUCUCCCACCUGAGCUUCUCCACUCGUCAAUCCUUCAUUCUGCUCCACCUCUCACCUUCCACUGACUUUCACAUCCUUUGCCAUCUGGGUGUGCCCUUCCUAGCUCUCCUGAAACACAUCUCCCAGUAGGCAAAUAUAGUGGCCUUCCCUCUGUCCUCAUCUGCUUCACAAUCUGUCAUCAGGUAAAACAGCUAAGGGGAGCCUGGGUGGCUCAGUCGGUUAAGCAUCAGACUCUUGGGUUUCGGCUCAGGUCGUGAUCUCAAGUUUCGUGAGGUCGAGCCCCACAUUGGGCUCUGCCCUGACAGCACAGAACCUGAUUGGAAUUCUCUCACUCCCUCUCCCUCUCUUUCCCUCUCUGCUCCUCCCCUGUUCACAUGUGCGUGCUCACU
This is a messenger RNA of Acinonyx jubatus (cheetah), 3721 nucleotides long. It is a transcript of the gene HTR1E, whose product is annotated as 5-hydroxytryptamine receptor 1E. Gene Ontology annotation, cellular component: dendrite; plasma membrane. The record is from RefSeq and is a predicted model, not a curated record. The transcript has 2 exons. NCBI's taxonomy places the organism in Eukaryota, Metazoa, Chordata, Mammalia, Carnivora, Felidae. Gene Ontology annotation, biological process: G protein-coupled receptor signaling pathway, coupled to cyclic nucleotide second messenger; chemical synaptic transmission. The coding region runs from base 720 to 1817 and encodes 365 amino acids. Gene Ontology annotation, molecular function: G protein-coupled serotonin receptor activity; neurotransmitter receptor activity.